UUGCAGAAUUUGAAAGCCAGAAGGUGGCUCCAAUAGAAAAAUGGGGCCCAAAACGGGAGGAGUCUCAGACGGUCAGGCACCCAAGCUGUCCUCCAUGGCCACCUUCUAGCGUUCUCACAGCACAGCACAGCACAGCACCACACACACACACACACACACACACACACACACACACACACAGAGCACUGCCGAAAGAGCACAGAUCCCCAAAUAUCCUUUUUCACUCUUUCUCAAUUAUUGAUAAUUUGACAUUCAUAUCCAUAAAAAUACUCAAAAAUAAAUAAAAACAAAAGAAAUCGAAGAAAAAAUAAACUGUAAGGUGUCGGUGGCUGAGAGAGAAGAAUCAUAAUUGAGAAGUGAGAACUCACUUGCAGUUGUAGCGAAUAGUAUCCAAUCCAAUGCCCUCCGGCAUACCCAUUUCUUGCUGUUUCCUUCUCUGCUUGUUUACUGGGGCUUUAGGGGGAGACCCGUUUGUAUUCUAUGAUUGGACUGUCUCAUACAUCACAGCCUCUCCCCUUGGAGUUAAACAGCAGGUGAUUGGAAUUGAAGGGCAGUUUCCGGGACCCAUUCUUAACGUUACUACAAAUUGGAAUGUUGUUGUCAAUGUCAAAAAUAAUCUUGACGAACCAUUGCUUCUCACAUGGAAUGGCAUACAGCAUAGGAAGAACUCGUGGCAGGAUGGUGUCUCAGGAACAAACUGUCCUAUCCCUGCUGGUUGGAAUUGGACAUAUCAGUUUCAGGUUAAAGAUCAAAUAGGGAGUUUCUUUUACUUUCCCUCCCUAAGCCUCCAGAGAGCUGCAGGCGGAUAUGGGGGAAUCAUCAUAAAUAACAGAGACGUCAUACCAGUACCAUUUGGAACACCAGAUGGAGAUAUCACGAUCUUUAUUAGUGAUUGGUACACAAAGAGCCAUAAGGAACUUAGGAAAGAUAUUGAAAGUGGAGUUGACCUUGGAGCUCCUGACGGUGUCCUCUUGAAUGGAAUAGGUCCUUAUCGCUAUGAUGAGACACUUGUUCCUGAUGGUAUUGCUUACCCAACGAUAAAUGUUGAACCAGGAAAAACAUACCGCCUCCGUGUACACAAUGUUGGCAUCUCUACUAGCUUGAAUUUUAGAAUCCAAAAUCAUAACUUGCUUCUUGUUGAAACUGAAGGAUCAUACACAGUUCAGCAGAACUACACAAACAUGGAUAUUCAUGUUGGUCAGUCAUACUCAUUCUUGGUGACAAUGGAUCAAAGUGCUAGCAGUGAUUAUUACAUCGUUGCCAGUUCACGAUUUGUCAAUUCAUCUGCCUGGGCUAGAGCUACAGGAGUUGCUAUCUUGCACUACUCCAAUUCUCAGGGGCCUGCUUUAGGUCCUCUUCCAGAUCCCCCUGACGGAUCUGACACAUAUUUCUCAAUGAAUCAAGCAAGAUCCAUAAGAUGGAACGUUUCUGCUGGCGCUGCUCGUCCAAACCCACAGGGAUCUUUCAGAUAUGGUGACAUUACCGUGACCGAAGUAUAUGUGAUUCUCAAUAGGCCUGCAGAGCUUAUUGAUGGAAAAUGGCGUACUACCCUUAAUGGUAUUUCAUACUUCACACCUUCAACACCCCUGAAGCUUGCCCAGCAGUUUAACAUUCCAGGGGUUUACAAGCUUGAUUUCCCAAAUAGACUGAUGAACGAGCGAGCAAAAGUUGACACAUCUAUAAUUAAUGGUACUUACAGAGGUUUUAUGGAAAUCAUAUUUCAAAACAAUGAUACGACUGUUCAGAGCUACCACAUGGAUGGCUAUGCAUUCUUUGUUGUGGGCAUGGACGUUGGUGUAUGGACCGAGAACAGCAGAGGCACUUACAACAAAUGGGAUGGGGUUGCUCGUUGCACUACUCAGGUGUUUCCUGGAUCUUGGACAGCAAUUUUAGUUUCUCUUGACAAUGCUGGGAUUUGGAACCUCCGUGCACAGAACCUCAACUCGUGGUACUUGGGUCAAGAAGCUUAUGUGAGUGUGGUAAAUCCAGAGAUCAGAGAGAAAACUGAGCUUCCUUUGCCUGAUAAUGCCAUCUAUUGCGGUGUACUGUCCUCCUUACAGAAGGAUCAGGCUCAGAGAGUCAGGUUUUCUGAUGCACCGUCUGUUGUUUACGCAAGUAGAACAGUUUUGGCUGCAUUUAUCAUAGCUUUCUUUGGAACUUUCAUCAGGUAACCACUUCACAACCAAACAUGAGCAAGCACUGUAAUUCAAAUCACUAAAGGAAUGCGCUUGUGACGUAGUUCGAAGCAAAAAUAGCAGAAAUUCGAAGAUAUGGGCUCUAUUCGUCUCCAUGGAAAUUGUAUCGAUGUUAAAUCAAUAUGUAUCAUCUUGUUUUAUUAUGUAUCAAUAUGUAAUCUCAUUGUUGCAUGCCAUGACUAUGAAGUAUACUUGUAUGACAGAAGUCAUUGGAAUGGAAAAUGUUUGAGCUAAAAGCUAAUAAAUAGAGGCCUUAAAUCUCAUCA
This is a messenger RNA of Cornus florida, 2461 nucleotides long. RefSeq names its product monocopper oxidase-like protein SKU5. The record is from RefSeq and is a predicted model, not a curated record. The coding region runs from base 399 to 2171 and encodes 590 amino acids. The transcript has 9 exons. NCBI's taxonomy places the organism in Eukaryota, Viridiplantae, Streptophyta, Magnoliopsida, Cornales, Cornaceae. Gene Ontology annotation, molecular function: oxidoreductase activity; copper ion binding.